UCUCUGACUAAAGGUAGUUUACACUACUUGAAAUGUUUGGCCGUUUGCAACAUUUAUCCAGUUGCUUGAAUAAGUGUCAUUUUGCGUGAGUCAUGAACACACAGGACAGCCUUUUGAAGAUAACACUCGUAAGUUCAAAUUAAACAUUUGCCCCAAAAUAGCCACAGAACAGUUUUCUUAUGAACUUGUGUUUUUUCUUCAGUGGGCAGUAAAAGAGAUCCCCGGCAGCACUGAAAGUGACGCGCAGGCCAGUAAGUACCUGAUGACCAUCCACACGGGGCAUGACUGGGAGGCUGGCACCAAGUCAAAGGUCACCUUUACUCUAUGUGGUGACCAGCGCGAUACGGGCGUCAGGGAGGUGCCGCAGAAUGAUAGGACGUUCGAGAUGGGAGGUACGGAUAACUUCCUCUUGAAGACGCCGCAGCCUCUCGGAGAGCUGGUCAGCCUGAAGAUGUCUCACGACAACUCAGGGGAGGGCCAGUACGCGUCUUGGUAUCUCCUUAAAGUGGUCAUCACCAACCUGGACACCAACAAGAGGACCACCUUUAUGUGUGAUGACUGGCUGGAUGAGGAGUACUCCGCCGGAAAGUUCAGCCGGACCAUACACGCGGAGAGCGAUAUGGACCUCUCUUUCGGCCGGACCUUCAAGACGGCCAUCAGGACCAAGUUCACGGACGGUCACCUCUGGCUGUCUGUCGGCACCCGCCGCCCGAGGAGCUAUUUUACACGCGUGCAGCGUCUGUCGUGCUGCCUGUGCCUCCUGUACUGUAAGAUGAUCGCCAGUGCCAUGUGGUUCCGGACGGCGAACCAGGCCUCGUCUCAGAGUCUCUUCACUAUUGGACCACUGGACAUAACCACUCAGCAGCUGUGGAUCAGCGUGGUCACCACUCUGCAAAUCUUCCCUGUCAACUUCGCUAUCGUGCAGAUCUUCCGCCGCUGCCGCCCCAAGGAUAAGGAGGGCGUCGACCCGGUGGAGGAAAAUCCCAAGUCCGCGAAGUACCAGGUGCGGAAGAAGUGGAGGUCGUCCAUGAUGCCGCACUGGUUCAUCUACAUCGCCUGGGUGGCGCUGUUUCUCUCCAGCCUGGCGUCCGCGUUCUUCCUGAUCCUCUACAGUCUGGAGUGGGGCAGGGACAAGUCCAUCCAGUGGCUCACCACCUUCGGGCUCUCCUUCAGCCACUCCAUGUUCAUCAUUCAUCCCGGAAAAGCCGUUUUCAUCGUGCUGAUGAUGACCAUCCUGUGCCGCCGCCGGGCCAGCCAGGGGCCGGGCGACAUGAUGAUGGACGAGCUGAUCUUCACGACAGGCGGGUCGCCCGAGGCCGAGGACAGCGCCGACGCUCCUGAAACUGUCGCUGUCACCAAGGAAAGUGAAGCGCCAAAGGACGCCGCCCCUGCGGACGUCGCUAAACAACGCAAACAGAGACGCAAGAAGGAUAAACUGAUGCGAUUUGGGAAGCAGUUCGUGGUGUAUAUCUUCUACGUCGUCUGCGCCCUGCUGGUUGUGAACGAAACCUGGGAUCCCUUGUCCUAUCACGCACAUGACGACAUGAAGCGCCAUCUUGUUGAUGGAUUUGACAAGAUUCAAAAACGUGAAGACAUCCUUCUCUGGAUGAAGACAGCGUUCACAGACAGAUUGUACCCAGCGGAGGAGUACAACGGCGAGACUAUCAGCUGGGAGGAGCGGGUUUUCAUCAGUGAUGUCCGGGCUUACCGCCUCGGCCCCGUGAGGAUUCAACAAUGGAGGGCCGAAACAGAACACUGCGCUGUGACGAAGCCCUCGCUCAUCCACCUGACAAAGAGGUGCCUGUUACCGUGGCACGGCAGCUUCCGACACGAGGGCAACUUCUUCAAAAACGUCACCACAUCCGCCCUGCACCUGGCGGCCACCUCGUACGGGCGCGGCGGAUACGCCGUCGAUCUCGGAGAAGACCCGGCCCAGAUGAGAUCAGUCUUAACAGCGAUGAUUAAGAGUGAUUGGCUGGACAGGCUGACUUCCACUGUGCAAGUCGACUUCUCCAUGUAUAACGCGGACGCGUCGCUGUUUCACUCGCUGAGGCUCGUGUACAAGUUCUUACCGACGGGCGACGCCACUACAACCUUUUCAGCUAAUUCCUUCAAGACCAUCAACGGUAAGGGGGCUUAUGCGGCUGUGGUGUUUCUCGCAAAGGCAGGCUUCAUCGGCUGCGUGGCUUACCUGGCCUUCAACCUUUUCAAGACGGGAAAGAAGGAGGGAAAGUUGUUCUUCAGUAACCAGGACAACAUGCUGGAGCUGGCUUCCCUGUUUGCCUCACUUGUGGUCAUCGCUGCGGACGUGGCCAAAGUCGUCAUCAAGGCACAGACGCAGCGCAGAAUCCACCAGCAGCGGAACGAAGUGGAUAGAAGCUUCAUAGACCUUGAUCAGGCCGCACAAGUGAGCGAGCACUUCGUGAACGCCGUGGGUGCUCUGGUGUGCUUCACCGUGCUGAGGCUGUGCCGCUUCCUAGAUCUGGACAAGAUCAGCGCCCGCAUCGAGCUCUUCACUGAACAAGCUCACCGCUGGGCAGGCCAGAUGCUGGGAUACCUGAUCAUGUUCCUGACGCUGAUUGCUGGGUACAGCAUGUUAGGGGCCCUCCUGUUCAGCCCUUAUCUGAAGGGGUACAAGUCCCUGCCCGACACCAGCGCGACUCUGCUGCUGAUGUUCUGGAAGAAGAACGACGUGGAUUGGUUGGCAUUGAACAAAGGCAUUCUGGGACCGCUGUACAUCUUCAGCUUCUCCUGCACCAUGGUGUUCCUCAUCUUCAACGUCACGGCGGCGGUCAUCCUGGGCACGGUGGCCAUGAUGAGGGAACACCGACUCGGGGAGGCGGAGGGAAGGAACCCGCCCGCCCGCCAGAAGGAUACGAAACGCUCACCUCGUGGGAGACGGGCUAAGUAUCUCCUGCCUGACCGUGGCCAAGCCACUGUGCCUACCUAUGAAAGCGAGGCGUAGGCAACAAAUGACUGUAAAGAUAAUCUCCAAGUAGAUCUACCGGUGGCGAGCAGACAGUAUUCAUAUAC
Messenger RNA from Branchiostoma floridae (Florida lancelet), 3033 nucleotides. Its product is annotated as polycystic kidney disease protein 1-like 2. Gene Ontology annotation, biological process: detection of mechanical stimulus. The coding region runs from base 263 to 2965 and encodes 900 amino acids. The transcript is spliced from 13 exons. The record is from RefSeq and is a predicted model, not a curated record. Gene Ontology annotation, molecular function: protein binding; calcium channel activity. Lineage: Eukaryota; Metazoa; Chordata; Leptocardii; Amphioxiformes; Branchiostomatidae. Gene Ontology annotation, cellular component: membrane.